GUUGUGUUGUGCGGGUGGCGGCGUUGGCCAGUCUAGCAGCGAGCAGCGUGUGUGUGAGCGAGCGAGCAGAAAAGACAGAGAGAGUUUAGCAGGCGGAGGGGAUGCGGCGGCCGCUGCUGAUGCCGCCGCGCCGCCUCCUCCUCCUCCUCCUCGUGCCCGGGGAUUCGGAGCCGCCGGCAGCGACCUGGCGACGCCUCUGAGAGCCGCCUUCGCGUCUCCCCCCACCUCAGCUUUUCCUCUCAAGUUUGCCGGGGCACUAUUUUGCUUGGCAGAUGGACCAUAAGCAACACUGAAUGUUAACUCUGGAAAUUUCAUAAGCUCUGCAGUGGCUGGGAUGUUGCGACAGAACGGUGGUGGCAACAAGCGUGGUUUAGGAUUAACCAAACUGUCUACCUCCAAUUUCUUCACCAUCUCUAAUUCAGGAACCUGGGGGAUGGGGCGCAGCACCAAGAGCAGUUCUUUGAGCAGCAUUAGCUCCAACUCGGACUGCUAUGACAGCACUGUUGUGGACCCAGAGUACAUCAUGCAACUGGUGAAUGAUGUCAGGAAAUUUGCAGAUGUUCUACUUUAUUUGAAAGAAGCCAUUCUUUCAGAAGAAAAACAAGAUUGUCUGCAUCAUGUUGUUCAUGAACGUUUGGGCGAACUCCUACGUGUGCUAAAGGCAAUCAUUAGCAAGCACCAAUGUCUUAAUUCAGUUGAUAUUCUAAGUGCUGCAGGAACAGUCAUCGCAAAAGUGAAAGCUGUAAACUUCAAGGAAGUUAAUGAAGAAAACAAGCGAGAAGUCCUAAGUGAGAUAUUCUCUUCUAUUGACACACUGGCAUUCACAUUUGGCAACAUAGUUUCAGACUUCCUUAUGGGAGAUGUGGAUAAUAGCUCAACAUUGGGUCUUCCCGUAUCUCGACAAAGUCAGUCUUUUGAAAAUCUUUCUGUGGAUUCGGGGGGAUCACUGCACGAAAAGGAUGACGUACAAGGGACAGGGCACCUUAGAGCUGAAGAGAUUGAUAGCGUUCUCCUAAGGAACGAUAAUGGAAUUGAAUCAGCUCUGUCCUAUGCUAAGGCAUGGUCAAAAUACACGAAGGAUAUAGUUGCAUGGGUAGAGAAAAAGCUUAACUUGGAAAUGGAAUGUGCUAAAAGCCUGGCAAAAAUGGCAGAAACAACUAAAGCUAUUGUUGGCCCUCAGGAUUACAUGCCAUUCCAAUCAAUAUUCAUAAAUGCAUUCCAAAAUGAUGUAGAGAACAGUCAGCUCUGGCAACAAACGGCAUCAGCUCUCCAAACUAAUAAAUUUGUUCAGCCACUCCUUGGAAGGAAAAGCGAACUGGAUAAACAAAGGAAGGAGAUCAAGGAGCUUUGGCAACGAGAACAAAAGAAAAUGCAGGAACUGGAAUCCACCGUUAAAAAAGCAAAGCUAUUAUAUCUUCAGCGGCAAGAUGAAUAUGAAAAGGCAAAAUCAUCAACUGUUCGUGCUGAAGAGGAGCAUCUGACCUCCAAUGGGGGUAUUAUUAAAGAUGUUAGUAAACUUGAGAAAAAACGAAAACUUGAAGAGGAGGCUCUCCUAAAGGCUGAAGAAGCCAAUGAACAUUUCAAAGCCAGCAUGGCUGAAGUUGAAGAAAAACGAAAUGAUCUAGAAAAUUUCAAAAGUGAUGUCUUAACCCAGCUACGGGAACUUGUUUAUCAGUGUGACCUCACACUUAAAGCUGCAACAGUUAACCUGUUCCAGAUGCAGCAUGCCCAGGUUGUGUCUCUACCAGUUAACUGUCAGUCCCUCUGUGAGAGUGCCAAGCUUUAUGACCCAGGACAGAAGUUCUCAGAGUUUGUGAAGAAUUUGCCAAAAGAUGAUGUUCCCAUUGAAUCGGGUUCCUUUGAAACUCAGAGCUCCCAGGUUGGAGGGGUUUUCAGUAAACGAUCAAACAAUGUCCAUGCAUCACAAGGAAAUUUAUCCCAGUGCUCAGGAGAUUUUCCCGCUCGGUUACUAGAAGACAUCACAAGUCCAAGCUGUCAUCGAUCUCAAAAGAUUGGAGAAAAAAGAUCAUCAAGCACCACAGAUAUCUCUGCUGUGCGUGGCCCCCCACCAUUCAGAUCCUGGUCAGUUGGUAACCAGAGUGGAGGAAUGUGCAGUGAUUCUGAAAGUGCGGGAGGAAGCAGUGAAUCACGGUCUGUAGACUCUCCAUCUGCAAGCCCAGGGGAUUUUAAAAGAAGGCUUCCUCGGACACCAUCUACUGGUACCAUGUCAUCUGCGGAUGAUCUUGAUGAAAGAGAACCACCUUCACCUUCAGACUCUGGUUUGAAUGAUCUAGCAUCUGAAAUGACCAGUUCACCUGGACCUUUUCGAAACACGAUUCUAUCUAAGGCAGCACAAACCCACAAACUGCGGAAGCUGAGGGCUCCAUCUAAAUGCAGAGAAUGUGAUAGUCUGGUGGUAUUUCAUGGAGCAGAGUGUGAAGAGUGUUCACUUGCCUGUCACAAGAAGUGCUUGGAGACUUUAGCUAUUCAGUGUGGGCACAAGAAACUCCAUGGAAGACUUCAUCUAUUUGGAGUUGAGUUUACGCAAGCUGCUAAAAAUUCCCCAGAUGGCAUCCCCUUCAUCAUAAAAAAGUGCACUUCUGAAAUUGAAAGCCGAGCCCUAAAUGUAAAGGGUAUAUAUCGUGUGAAUGGAGCCAAAUCAAGAGUUGAAAAGCUUUGUCAAGCUUUUGAAAAUGGAAAGGACUUGGUGGAAUUAUCUGAACUCUAUGCACAUGACAUAAGUAAUGUUCUUAAAUUAUAUCUUCGCCAGCUCCCUGAACCUUUGAUUUUGUUUCGGCUUUAUAAUGAAUUCAUUGGCCUUGCAAAGGAGAGCCAAAGUAUUAAUGAAGAACUGGAUAUGAAACGGAUGAGCCCCAGGUCCAAAAAAAGACAGUCAGUGUGUAUUGAACUGAAUAGGAUCAUUCUUAAAAUCAAAGAUCUACUGAAACAGCUGCCUGCACCAAACUAUAACACACUCCAGUUUCUUUUAGGUCAUCUGUACAGGGUUACUGAGCAAUCCGAUGAAAAUAAAAUGUCUGCCAGCAACCUUGGUAUUAUAUUUGGCCCAACUCUGAUCAGGCCACGUCAGACAGAUGCUACCCUUUCUCUCUCUUCACUUGUGGACUAUCCAUAUCAGGCCCGGGUAGUUGAGCUCCUCAUUACCUAUUAUGAGAAGAUCUUUGAUAUUUCGCCGCAGCCUUUAUCACCUGCACCUCGGUUAGAAGACAGUGCUGCUUGCGCUAAAAGUAUUUUAACAGCUGAAGAUAGAGAUCCAUAUCAGCAACGAAAAACGUCGCCCUGUGCUGCUGUGAAAGAAAGCAUCCAGUUGGUCCAAAAUGAGAGGAAGGAUUCAGAGGCUAGUAUAUCAUUUGAAGAACCAGAUGGCAGCAAAGACACCCACCAGAAUUCUGAUGCAUUAGUGACAGAAUGGAACUCCAAACUUGGAACUAAACAGAGUCUUGGCAGAAGGAAUUCUGCUUCAGAACCCUCUCCUGUCUCAGUUUUAGAAAACCACAUUGCACCAGCAAAAGAUCCAGGCAAUGCUGUGGCUGCAGUUUCAGAUCCAGAUAAUGAACAAUCUCCCCCUCAAGUUGAAGAUGGUGUUAAAGCCAGUCACCUUUUAAGACCGAAUCGUCAAAUAACCAAAGUUCAGUUACGCACUCAUAGGACAAAGCCAGUUGUUCGUCCUGUGAGUUUACCUCUAGGUCAAAUGCUUCCUCCCUGUGUUUUAAAUGAGAGAAACUCACGAAAUGCAGGUCUAAGUACAGAAAAUAUUGGCAGAAGUCCUAUAAUUGAAGAAGUUUCCGAGACGCAGCCACUUCCAGCUGUAAAUGCCGGCUGUAGGCUUUCUUGCUUUGACCCACAGACUCUGAAGAAAACUUGGGACAAGCAAUAUAAGCAGUAUGAUAUGACUGCAAGGACAGCAAUGAUUGUGACUAAUAUACCCCAGGAGAACCGAACACAUGACUCUGUAAACUCAAGUGCCUUAACUACACAUAGCAACCUUGCUAGCAACUCAGUAAAUGCCAUACUUCCCAAUAAGCCAUAUACGGUACCUGUCAGGGCUGCAAGGGCAACAGCAGAAGGGCAUUCCUCAGACUCUAAUAUGCUUGCUGCUUUCAGAACACCGAGAACUUUGCAACCACCACCAGGGACAUUCUAUAAGCCACCACCCAUCAGUAAGGCCAAACAGAGCGAUGAGAGCUUGGCACCCAAACCAUGUGCAGCAGUCGUCAGAGAUGAGACUCCACAGCUAGUUGUGAACCCUGGGCUUGUCCAAGGCUCCUUGGGCUCCUCUGGCCAACAUGCAAAGCAACAAAAACCCACUUCUGAAGCUCUUUCCCCUACAGACUUGAAGCCCACCUACCAGAGAUUAAGGCCAAAGAGGAUGCAAGAACUAGAACACAGGGAAGCUCACUUUGUAUAGGGUAACAACUGCUAUACAACCUUUCAAUGGGGAACUCUUUUUUUUUUUUUUUGGUAGAGGAUUUCAUCUUCGUGCCAUAUAUUGGAAUUAUUUUUAUAUAUGCCUGUAUAGACUUUUUAAAAUAUGGGAUGUGUUUAAAAAAGAAAAGAAAAAAAGCUGUGAAGAACCAUGAAGUUAUUUUUUUCAUUCAUUAGAUUUUUCUCGGAGAGUAUUUAAAUGCAUUCCAAAUAUAGAAAAAGUUAAUAAGGAGGCACAUUCAAAAGCCCUAUAAUCAAAUUUCAUGUGUGGAAUUGUACUAUUGCUUGUGAAAGGCAAUUUAUUAUGCAUGGGUGCAGCAAUGAAAGUAGCCACUUUCUCGGAGUAAAUGGUUUGUCAAGACUGCAGGGUAUAUGAAAUACAGCUACUUUAAUUUAAGAAUAAACCAAAGCUUGAAGCAGUGCUCUAAGUGUCUGUAAUCAGUUCCCUCCCCCUGACUCUGUGCAAUGAAAUGCGCCUGAAUAGAUUAUGUACUGGCCAGCAUGGCCUUUGUAUAUUGUGUGUGAAUAUACAUAUAUAGUUUUAUAUACCAAUUGAUUUUUUUUUUUUUUACUAUCUAUGUUGUUGCUUAAAAGUUGUUUGUACAGGAAAGAUGCAUUAUUAAGCUUUACUAUAAAGAUAUUUAAAAAGUGUUCUCAUCCAGUUACCAAGUGGUUUAAAUGCACAAAACCUAACUGGCUUAUUGCCUUUCAGUUGAAAAUAAUGUGGAAGUUCCUUGUUACUAAUAAGCUAUCAUUUCCCCCUUACUGUAGAAAGCUCCUUUUAUUGCUUGGUAUAGAUGAAGAAUAUAGGUCUGAGAUUUAGUGAAAUAGAUAAAAAUAACCAAAAAGCCAGCAUUUAGUAAGUGCAUUGAAUGGUUUUUCACUCUGUAUUAAAAAUUGUUUUUAUAUGUACACUGUUGCUUUAAAAAAUAUACAUUAACAUGUUAAUGUUUCACUGACUCCAUGUAUUCUAUUAUGCUUCAUCUUACUGUAUAUAGAGCCAUUUACAUGUUAAUAUAAUAUACCGUGUAUCAAUAUAUACACUCAAGUUUCUUUAAAGUUAUUCUGUACA
Podarcis raffonei (Aeolian wall lizard) is the source of this 5515-nucleotide messenger RNA. It is a transcript of the gene ARHGAP29, whose product is annotated as Rho GTPase activating protein 29. The transcript is spliced from 24 exons. Gene Ontology annotation, biological process: activation of GTPase activity; signal transduction. Gene Ontology annotation, molecular function: GTPase activator activity. Bases 335 to 4426 code for a protein of 1363 amino acids. Gene Ontology annotation, cellular component: cytoplasm. NCBI's taxonomy places the organism in Eukaryota, Metazoa, Chordata, Lepidosauria, Squamata, Lacertidae. The record is from RefSeq and is a predicted model, not a curated record.